AUGGUGGACAAGGCUAUAGAUCACACAAUGAAAAGGAAUAUCAAUGUCAAUAGACUGUCCUCUUCCAUUGAGUUGAUGUCAGUUUCCAAGCGUCCAGACCCUGAGAGCAAAAUGGUUUCAAGAGCUGCUGAGAUAAUGGGAAUGUCAUUGAUUCUGAUCCAAAAAAGAGUACACCAUAAAUACAGAAGAUCAGUGAAUGUUACUGGUCUUCUGUCUGUGAACGCGCUGAAAGCCCUUGCUACUGCAUCAGGGUGUUUACCUCACAUGCAGCCGCCAACUUGCCACAAUAGUUGUUUGGCCAGAAAAUACAGGUCAAUUAAUGGGAACUGCAACAACAGAAAUAACCCCAGUUGGGGGGCCUCGAACACUGCUCUCGUACGGUGGCUGGCUCCAAGUUAUGAGGAUGGAUUCAGCCAGCCGAAAGGGUGGAAUGCUGAUCACACAUACAGAGGCUUUAAGUUACCACUUGUCCGAGAGGUAACCAACAAAAUCCUUCGAAUAGCCAAUAAGACUAAAUUGGCAGAAGAUAGACUAUAUUCGCACAUCCUAGUUGAAUGGGGCCAAUAUAUUGACCACGACUUUGCCUUCACACCUCAGAGUGUCAGCCAAGCAGCUUUCCACAGUGGAGUAGACUGCAAGAAUAUGUGCCAGAAUAUGAAUCCAUGUUUUCCAAUUAAGAUUAUUACAAUGAGAGACUAUAUUCCGAAAAUCCUUGGUUCUCAAGCGUUUGAUCGGUUUAUGGGAAAAUAUGAAGGAUACAGUGAAAGAUUGAACCCCACCUUGUCCAACGUAUUUGCAACCGCUGCAUUCCGUUUCGGUCACACAACCAUCAGCCCGAGGAUACAAAGACUAGAUGAAAGUUACAAGGAGCACGCCACAUACCCAAGCAUAAACCUCCACAAGACCUUCUUCAGUCCUUGGCGCAUCAUUAAAGAAGGUGGCUUAGACCCGCUGCUCAGGGGGCUUCUGGCAAAGCCAGCCAAGCUGCAAACACCAAAUCAAAUGAUGAUCGAGGAAUUGACAGAGAAGUUAUUUGCUCUGACUGAUGCUGUAGCUCUGGACUUGGCAUCGCUGAACUUACAAAGAGGGCGUGACCAUGGACUCCCUGGAUACAAUGAAUGGAGGGAAUUCUGUAAACUUGAAAGAUUGGAAACCAAAACGGAUUUAAGGAAAGCAAUUUCUGAUUUAGAUUCUGUUGAAAAGAUAAUGGAUCUCUAUGGUCAUCCAGACAAUAUUGACAUCUGGCUUGGAGGCUUGGCAGAAGAUUUUCUUCCUGGGGCCAGAGUUGGUCCAUUAUUUGCUUGUUUAAUUGGAAAACAAAUGAAAGCUUUAAGAGAAGGCGAUAGGUUUUGGUGGGAAAAUCCUGGUCUCUUCUCCUCGGCUCAAAGAAAUGAACUUUACAAGCAUUCCCUGUCUCGUGUCAUUUGCGAUAACACUGCCAUCACUGAGGUGCCGCUGGAUGCUUUCAGAGUAGGGCAGUACCCACAAAACUUCGUAAAUUGUGACCAAGUCCCUGGGCUGAACCUCCUGGCGUGGAAUGAAAAUCCUCAACAAGUUGGAUCGUGUGGGCCUCCACCACAAAUAGAAGAUGGAGAAUUUGUGCUGUGCACCAGUUCUAGGCAAUCCAUUAUCUCGUAUGUUUGUCAUCAUGGUUUUUAUCUGCUUGGACCAGAGGAGUUGACCUGCAGUAUCAGGGGAUGGAGCAGUGACCCACCUGCCUGCAAAGACAUUAAUGAAUGUGAAGAUGCUGCAAGGCCUGCUUGCCACAGCUCUGCUAGUUGUGUGAACAUGAAAGGAAGUUACAGGUGUACCUGCUCAGAUCCUUACCUCCUUUCAGAGGAUGGACACAGCUGCACUGAUAAUGUUCUACAUCAAUAA
Molecule: messenger RNA, 1878 nt
Organism: Amblyraja radiata (thorny skate)
Lineage: Eukaryota; Metazoa; Chordata; Chondrichthyes; Rajiformes; Rajidae
Product: thyroid peroxidase
Exons: 11
Coding region: 1-1878 (625 amino acids)
Biological process (GO): response to oxidative stress
Molecular function (GO): peroxidase activity; heme binding; calcium ion binding
Source: RefSeq, a predicted model, not a curated record